AUGGCGUCUUCGAGCGCCACGCCCCCGUCGACAUCGACAUCGACGUCCGCAGCAGCCGCAGCCUCGCUCCAGGUUGCUGCUGCUGACGCGCCAAGCGAUGGAAAACUGCCAGCCCGGCCGAAGCAAUUGGUCAAUGACCCUGCCCGCACUGGCUUCGAUCCCGAGACGAAAUGGUGGAUGAACUACUUCAAGAUCCUGUCGAACCAGAUGACCCCGGAGGGCAAGUUUCACUAUAGAGAAUGGCGGUACAAGGUCCACGAGGAGCGCGACUGCAAACGCUGUGAAGAGUACAAGGACUGGCUAUUCACGUAUUCCCCCGUAGUUCGAUUCCUCUCCGACAAGAUCCAAGACCUCAAUGGCAAGCUGGACCGCUCCAACAUCCAUUGCCGUCGAUGCCCCUCUGUCCUGGAGGAGGAUGGCACGGUAAAUCGCCAGGCCGGCGGCUUCGAUCCGAACCAUGGCAUCCUGAUAUGUGCAAAUGAGGUGCGAGACCGUAAGCACAUGGAAGACACGGUGGCACACGAAAUGGUUCAUGCGUGGGAUCACUUGCGAUGGAAGAUGGACUGGGUAGGAGACAAGGACUUGAAGCAUGCCGCAUGCACCGAGGUUAGUCUGCACAGCCUGCUUUUCGCAGCCCACCAGGUCCCUUGUGACCGAGGCAUCAUUAUGGCCGUACUAACAUGUUUUUGUUCCCAGAUCCGAGCUUCAAUGUUGAGCGGCGAGUGUCGAUGGACAAGAGAAGCCUUCACCCGAGGCCAGUGGUCCGUCACGCAACAAUUUCAAAACUGCGUCAGAAGACGGGCAAUACAAUCCGUCAUGGCCCGACCCCGGUGCAAAGAUGACGUACAGGCGACCAAGGUUGUCAACGAAGUUUGGGAUUCAUGCUUCUCCGAUACGAGACCCUUUGACGAGGUAUACAGGUGA
Molecule: messenger RNA, 924 nt
Organism: Metarhizium brunneum ARSEF 3297
Lineage: Eukaryota; Fungi; Ascomycota; Sordariomycetes; Hypocreales; Clavicipitaceae
Source: RefSeq, a predicted model, not a curated record